AUGACGGCAGAACUGGCUCUGGUUCUGGGGCUCCUGGUGAGUUCCAGCUGUGAAGUCAGGGGGCGCGACCCUGACCUUGAGGAUAAUGCGCAGAAGGAAGGAGUAAGAAUGAGGGGACCCCUGCUGGGGGCCACAGCGGCGCCACCUCCUGCAGCUCGGGGACGCUUCAGGAGCAGGAGCUGGUGUGGACCGUCCACUGGAGGCGUGCUGACCGCCACCUCACAGUGCAGGACUGAGGGCUGCACCAUCCGGUCUGCGUGUCCUGGACGGCAGCUCAUCCUGAGCGCCGUCUCUCACUGUCCGCUCCACAAGCAGCAGCAGCUGAUCUUCUGGUGGUGUUGCUGCAGUGGGAACGGUGAGCAGCAUCCUGGCGCGGCAGAUGCUCUGGAGUGGCCCCUGACGGGACCCUCAGCCACCUCUGUUGGCAGUCAGCCAAAUGCGGCUCUCGGCCGCGCGCAGAAUGACCAGCAGCACGGCCACGCCCCCCCGGCCCUCCAGCCAGGCCACUACGGCCAGGUCAGCUCCAGGAGCGGCGCCGGUCCAGAGGCGGCCCAGCUCCAGCGUCCAGCCGAGGAGCCGCAGGCCACGGAGGAGCCGGGUCCCGGCGCGCAGCCGCGCAGCUCCCCGCGCCGCUACGACAGCUUCCUGGCUCCUCUCCCAGUCCCCCACAUGAUGGCGCUGCUCAUGUCCCAGCUGCAGCCUCUGAUGGAAGGGUUCAACAUGUCGCUGCAGCAGCUCAGCCGGCAGGUGGCAGUGCUGAGCCACGAGGUGGCACAGCUGAAGCGCCAGGGUGGCGUCCAGGCUGCGCAGCUGGAGAGGAGCGAGGCGCAGUCGGACCCGGCGUCGCUGCUGCUGGGCAACCUGAGCAGCUUCCAGAGGGACAUGGACCGUCAGCUCCAGCGGCAGCAGGAGGAGAUGGACGCCGUCAACGCCACGCUGGCCCAGGCCCACAGCCAGCUGAGGGAGCAGGUGCGGGCUCUGGCGGGGGGCGUGGACUCUCUGGACGGACAGUGCCGGCAGCUCCGGCGCGACGCGCUCGCUCUCAACGAGCGCAUCAACCAGACCGCUCGGAGCAGCCAGGUCCAGUUCAUGGAGACGGGGCUGGAGGUGGAGGCCGCCCGGGAGGUGGUCCUGCGCAGGGUGACGGAGCUGGCGGGAAACCUCAGCCUGCGGGAGCAGCGGCUGCAGGAGGCGGAGGCGGACUUGGACUACCUCUUCAGCAGCUUGUCUCGCCUGGAGAUGGGCGUGGCCAACCUCACCGAGCAGGUCAGCCAAAACAGACUGGCUCUGGAUGAGGGGGAGGACAGGAGCUCGUGGCCGGGAGACCGAACCGACGAGUGGGAGCCAGCGGUGGAGGCGCUGCAGCGCAGCCUCCAGCAGGUGGCGUCUGUGUGCACCGCUGCGUCAGCGUGGCGGGCGCUCAUCUCACGGCGCCGCUUCUUCCAGGUGAAAGUGUCCGUGGUGUCGGAGCAGGCCAAGAGCAGGCGCGCGGAAGUGGGCCUGGCACGCCUCGGCGACUCGCUGGCUGGGCUGCUGCUGGAGGCCGUGGAGCAGAAGGAGCAGCAGCAGCAGCAGAAGGAGGCGCUGACUCGGCUGUCAGGCUCUUUCAAGUCCCUCCUGCAGGACGGGAUCCGCCACAAUGACGUGCUGGAGCUGCUGCUGGGGCAGGAGGUGCUGGAAUUCCUGGAGUGGCCCGUUCCGGAGCAGGAGGCCCACUCCAUCCCGGCCGUGAAGGAGCAGCUGCACCUCUUGCAGGAGCGGCUCGGCCGCAGCGGCACAGGAGGCUCCAGCGGGUGGCCCCGGGGCCGGAGGCGAGCUGCGCUGCUCCCGGGGCCCGAGGGGGCCCGCGGCGCCGGAGCAGACCUGCGGAGGCUGGAGCAGCAGGUGGAGCUGCUGGGAGAGAAGCUGCGUCUGCUGGAGGCACAGAGAAGCAGCUGCUGUGGACCUCGGGAGGAGGAUGGUCAGGACGGCAGACUCGGGCACUCCGCUGGACCUCCUGGGACUCUGGAGGCUGGAGAGCAAUCGGGAGGAGGGCUGACAGACAGGUCACAUGACUCCCUGAGACUCAGCGCGAGAGCAGCCGACAGACACACACCUUAGUUAGGAGCAGCAUCUCCAGGCUGCUGAGCUCACCACAGCUUUAUUCAGCUGCGCGCGCACGCGCACACACACACGCACGCACACACACACACCAUGGAGGAGGUGCUGCCGCAGGAGGAGCCACUUCUGCCAAACCGUCCAGCUUUGUUCCUCCAGGCUUCUUCACCUGCGUGUGUCAGAGAUUGUGACGUGACAGAUCCACGAAUAAAAAGAGUUGCAGGUC
Molecule: messenger RNA, 2323 nt
Organism: Synchiropus splendidus (mandarinfish)
Lineage: Eukaryota; Metazoa; Chordata; Actinopteri; Syngnathiformes; Callionymidae
Gene: mmrn2a
Product: multimerin 2a
Exons: 9
Coding region: 1-2100 (699 amino acids)
Source: RefSeq, a predicted model, not a curated record